AUCUCAUGUAUAUUAAUAGCAAUCUGGAUCAUGUCCGAACUGGGAGGACAGGAACGCAAAUAAGUAAUCACCAUGCCAAUCCAGAACGGCGGAUCUUCCUCGUUUGGGGCUGGGCUUCCUCGUCUGGGGCUCAGCUUCCUCGUCUGGGGCUCAGCCGAUGCCUCUGAAUAUGAGCGGGAUUUAUUUUUGUAUCUAAAUUGCUUUUGCUAAAACAAGAAGAACUAUUCUACAUAAUAUUGUACUAGGCGAAUAUCAUACAUAGAGACCAUGCCAAUCCAGAACGGCGGAUCUGCCUCGUCAGGGAGAAAGUACCAGAUCCCGGACCCGAAAAGGCUGACUCCCAGUGAUGUCUUCCUGGAAGAAGAGGAGUUGCCACACGACCUGGGACCAGGACCCCGCGGACGGACGGGAUUUGAUCAUUCGCGGGGGUCGCCGGCGGAUUAUGCGAGAGGCGGUGCCACAACUUCUGUUGUACAACAAGAAAAGAGUCGUUUGCCACCUAUGCAGCAGAGUGCAGAUGGCCGAUUAGUGCCUCCUGAUGGCGCAUAUGAUGCCAUCUUGAACAUGGCGGGCGGAGGUGCUGGAGGGACGCGAGGUGGGCCAAGUGGCGGCAGCUAUUUCGGCUCGCGACCGCCACAAUCUGGAGGAGAUAGAGGGUCGAAUUCGAAGAACACGCUGAUUCCAAGAGGAAGCAGACAAGGAUCGAAAACGAGUGUUUUUAUAUUCACACCUGAAGAUGGCGGAGGCGGUGCGGGUGGGAGAGGGAAAAAUAUGAUUUAGAUUGUAUAGACGUCAGAUAAUAGUUUUAGUUGCUAGAGAAGAUGGCUGAAUUUCUUUAGGUUUAGGUGGAAUCCUCUCCCUCUGCCUAGAAUGAUCUAGAAUGAUGACGAUAUCCACUGGUCAUCAGUUUAUUUCCAUCCCCGACCUCAUUUUUCAUUUGUGGAAACUCCGAUUUCGACGAGAUACCACAACUAUCCGACAUGGAGUUCGAUUUGAACGAUGCUACCACUAGUCCUACAGGGAAAAUCAGGGUCGGCGGACCACGACUCACUGAGAGACAAAAUCUUACGGGUACCACUGCUAAUUCACCUUUGUAGGCCGUGUCCCUCAAGCGUAUAUUCACAUAGUGUGCAUGCUUCUAGGAUACCUGUGCACUACAGGGAUGCCUAUAAUUGAUUCGACCCAGCUCUAACAAUUCUGAUGCCGAAGGACGUGGGCAACCUGCGUUCACUCCAGAAGCUCACAACAAAACCAUCGAGAUCAAUGAGCAUGGCGUCGGAGUCGACAAGGAAUACCUUCAGAAAAUGAAGGAAGCAGAAAGAGGGCACGACGAAAAUCAAGCCAAGAGGGAGUCGAAAGAGCUUAGCAGAGCCUCCAAGGAGCUGAAUCAAGCGGAGAGAGCGCAUGAGACGAAGGUACAGACGUUUCUGUUGGAGCAAACAGAUGACCAUUAUGAACAAGCGGACACGCUUGUGGAGGAGGUCAGAAUUUAGGGAAAAUUAGGGGAUAUUAUGGCUCCCUAAUUUUCCCUAACAUUCGUAUGUGGGUUUAAGCGUGUCCGUUUGUUUCUAAGGCCAGGGUCUAGAACAGAGGAAAGCGUUAUGGUAUACGUGUAGUCGGGAGAUUUGUUUUUGAUCCAUGUAGAAGUUUUCCACGUAGAAUCGGAUUCGGGACGAACUGCAACAGUUUUUCCAUGCAUGUUUAGUACUAGAUGGUGUGCAUUGUCAUGGUAGUCUCAUACUAUGAAGAUCUUUUCUAGUACCUCUAGUAUCUAGACUAUUCGAAAACUUAAAAUAAGCAAGUGAGUUCAUGUUCAAGAAUACUGCUUUAGGUUACUAGUAGCUCUCUUAGAGCACUUUACGCGGCUAUUUCAGUUUAUCGAGUACCUUGAUCUUCUAAGAUCCGCUCUGACUGCGAUGCAGAACGUCGGUGAGCGUGACACCAGAGGGGCCCAACACAAAGAAUACAGCAAGGAAGACCAAGAAAUGUUAGCGGAGAUCGAUGACGUAAAAGCACAACUGGUUAUGACUUGACCUAAAAACGCAACUAAAAAGUAGUUAAGUAUGUUCUAAUUCCUUAUUGUUUAUUAGUGUUAUCGCUCCUUGACCUUGUUGAAUAGUGUUUGUGUUAUCGUUAUUGUAAAUGUAAUACCGCUUCUUUUUAUAUGCUCAGUUUUUAAACUUAAAGUAAAAUGAUAAAGAUAAUGUUUUCGUAAAAAAACUAGUUUAGAAGAAGAAGGUGACCAUAUGCAGUUGCAACAGAGGCAAUCAUAUGCUGUUCCACUUACUAUUGAAUGCGGUAAAUGAAAAAAUCUUGUAGUUGUACCCACUGACACUUGACAGGACAUUCCCCUCUCUUUAUCCUGUACCUUGUAAUCUUUCCACUUUCCACUUUUUCUUUUCAUUCCCUCCGACGACAAGAAGGAACAGCUGAAGGACACGAUGCAACUGAUUGAGGAGCAGUUGGUUGUCGGGACCGGCCUCUGGUCAAGGAUACUGUACAUGAAAAGACAAUUAAGACUUCGAAGGUUACUAGAACUGUUUUGUUUAUGUUUUAUCGCCGUUACUAGACUAGUAUUACUAGUAAAUGGGACACCAACAGGAAGAUGAUCAAAAAUGCAUCUCUUGAAUUCGUAAACUUGAAAUUGCCUUCUAGUUAGUAGUUACUGGCUUAUUUCAGAAGAUCAUCGAGUAGAAGAAGAAAAAAGCAGAAGAAAAUACCAGACAACUCUAAGAAAAGAAGAGAGGCGGCGAGAACAACCAGACUUCGUCCAUCCCUUUCCGAAAACUGCGAGAUUAGUCCAGAAUACUAAUUUUUAUGACCCACCACUGCGAAACGGAAAUUAUUUGUGGAUGUGCAUAACAACAAGAACAAGUCACAAAGUAGAUAUUAAUAUAUUAUUUAUUAUGAUUGAUGAAGAUGAUGUUGACCACGGGCACGGAAAUAAUUAGAAUGAACAUAUAUACAAUUACAAUCGGGUGCUGCAUGUGCAUAAUGGGAGCUUUUACUUUUAGGUGGAAAUAAUGAGCAUUGUCUUCGUACUAGAGCGAAAAUUUUAGAUCUAUAUUCUCUCAUUUCACCGAGAUCUUCGUCGUAGUGGUUAUGUUGACGAACGCUGUGACACUAGCACUAUCAGCAGAGAAGGGCGGCGAUGAGCGCGUGGAGUUGAAAGUCAUGGAGUACUUUUUCUAGACUCGUCGUCAGAGUUUUGCACUGUUACUAAGUAUUUAUGCAGAAGCUGCGGUAGUACUAGUACUAGUACUAGAACUAGACGAGCAUAUGACAUUCACAUUCAGACGAGUACAGCUGGUAAUUCAUUGGAAGCACGAGGAGCACUCCACCACAACCGCGUUCCCCCACAACCGCACUCCACCACGUUUUUCCCGACUACAACUCCACAACAGCACCUCACCACCAUCACAGGCACAUCUUCACCUUUUUCUUCAUGAUGGAGAUCACGGCACGUAUUCAAGCUAAUGGGUGGCCUUGGCUGUUCGACUUUUACAUUAAGGCUUGCCCUCAAAAUUUUUUUGAUCUUGAAGAGUUCUUGCACCUUGUUGUUAGAAGGUUUUUCUGUAGUUUUCAUUGAUUUAUUACACUUAGAUUGUACGGGAAAAUGAAAAUGACAAGAACCAAGGAAGAUGCUUUUCUUUUCUUUUUCAGGAUAAGUUUAUUAGAAUUUCGUCAGGGAAAUCUUAGGCAGAUAGCCGAGUAGAUUCGUAUCAUCAAGUUUAUUAGAAUCUUCUGGCUCAUGAUCUAGUAUGCGGAUACUAGAAGAGUCUAAUGACAACAUGUGCGAUUUGGGUCUUGUUUUUCUCACUGGCGUCUUAGUGAUGUGGAUACUGGAGCCAGCAGGAGUAUCCUCAGAAUUCAUGCGGAAUUUCUCGAUUUUGUUAUGGCUCUCUUGGAAGCAGGUUAUCGUUAUUCGGUCUUGGUAGAUUGUGAUUGGAUGGUAUCACUAGGUUCUGGUUGGAUGGUAGAUUGGAUGGUAUCACUAGGUUUUGGUUGGUUGGAUGGUAGAUUGUAUGGUAGAUUGGAUGGUAUCACUAGGGUACGCCCCAAGGGGCUGCAUUCAAGAAGAUGUUGAGCAAUGUUUUAGCGUCUCCUGCGACUCCUGGAACAAGCAGGUUAUUCUUAUUUCAUGUUUAUUUAACCCGGUUAAUGCUAGCUUUUAACGUCGUUAAUCUGAAUGUUAACGUUCUUAAGUAGGUUCUUAAUUACAAUUACACUCAAUGAAUACUAAGUCUUGGUGGAUAUUAUCUUUUUUCAAGAAGAAGAUGAGCAUGAUUAAAUGUCGCUUCUUGGCGCUAAUUUGGCGUCUCCUGCGGCUCUUCAAGGUAGCUCGCGCGAUCCAAACUAUCGAAGCGUUUGACCUUAUCUGGAGAAUGCUCCGAGCUUUUCUUGCUUCCGGACGUCUACUCUUCUGGGCUUGCGUUGAUUUCAUGUUCUUGGCGUUUCUCUUCGGCAUUUUCUUCUGCGUCAUCAUAGGGAAAGACGAAAACGUAGUACACGACGAUACCAUAGCCGACUUGUUUGGCGACGUACCCAAGAGCAUGGUAACCUUAAGGCUUAAAUAGCCGGUAUAAUUUCAUCUUGUUCUUGUUCUUGAAGGGCAUCAUACAUACUUUCUUCGGCCGUUUAUUGUCAUUUUCCAAGCAGAUGAAAAGACACCAAACAUGAGAGUGAGACUCUCUGCCUCUAGAACUGCCUCUAGAAGUAGAUGAUCUUCAGUCGUAAGCUUUAAUAGCGGCAAUUCAAGUGGGGACAAGAAAUCACUGGUCAGAUAUUGCGAGACACGUUCGUGAAUACAACACCGCGAUCUAUUUGGUAUCGAUCUCGACCAUUGUCUUAAGGUGAUAACGACCCCAAGUUCUUGUGCAUCCUUCUACAGCAUGAUCCUGGAGUGUGGACCCGAAGGGAAUGAAGAGAAGCUCCACCCAAGGAUGUCAUGACUAUCAUCUUCAAGGCUCACAAGGAACAAGAUGCAGCCACGCAGUAGUACCACUCCUAAUCUUCUAAUGGUGUACUCUACAUUCUAAUUCAUGCUUAUACUUUAUCCAUUAACCAAUAAGAACAAGUCCAGACAGUGGAUAUAUCGCUCAUGUACAAUGCUCGGCAAUCUCCAUAUUCAUCUUCUAAUGGUGUCCAUCAAUUUUGUCGUGUCUUAGAAGAUCAGAAGUACCACACCUAAUCUUCUAAUGGUGUCCAUCAAUUUCGUGUUGUUUAACAUCGUUUCCGCGUCGAUGAUUUUGUCCGUAUUUUCAGCGAGUGCAAAAGAUAGGGAGAUCGCCCAAAGAAUAUACGAGCAUAAGCGAGUCCGACAGUGGCGAUUGCUGAAAGGGAUUUUUAAAGCCAUGGAUCAAGACGGGAGCGGUCAAGUCGGCGCAGAAGAACUGGAUGAGGCGAUAAAGACGAACAAAGCCCUCCAAAGAAAAUUGGCGGAGAUUAAUCUUUCCUUAAGACUUUUGUCAUCUGUAAUAUCGCAACAAUGAUUGAUAAACGCAAUAGAAGGUUGAGUCAACAAAAACAAUGAUUGAUAUACUUACGCAUAUACGCAGUACUAUGUUCUUGUUGAGUAUCCUGACUCGGAGCGUUGAUCUUUUCUUCAUACGAAAGAUACGUGGUCGUAAACAUGAGCUAGUAUCACGCGACGUGUGGACAAGAACAUUCUCAAGAAUCCCUCCUCUAGCUCAACAUCUACUACUUCAUGACUCCUCCUUUCCUUUCUAAUGCAGAGACAAGACCUUGCCGACUUGUGGUUGAUUCUCGAUACCAGUGGCGACGGAGAACUAGAUAUCGACGAAUUCUUAGACGGGAUGCGGCAGAUGGAAGGCAGCGCAAAGUCCUACGACAUGGUCCGAAAUAAUACAAGGACGAAAACCAUCUACAAAAGGAUAUUGUACUUUUUUUGGAUUUUAGUUUUCAGGAUCGUAGUUUAACUGCAAGAUUUGAUAUCAGUGGCCAUUUUAGAGGUAGCAGAUAUCAGUGUAGAGACAGCGGAUCACCUUCACAGCUUCAACAUCAGAGAAAUUCGUAGAACUCAAAAGAGAGCGAGGGAAGUCGUAGGUCCAACCCGCCCCGGCUAACAUCAUCAUCAUCCUCAUCAUCAUCGUCAUCAGUGACCAUUAUACUUUUUCCGUGAGUCAUCUGUACUUUCGUCGUCAUUCGUUUUCAACAGAAAAGUUGGGGAAUUCGUUUUCGCAAUAACUCCGGAAGCGAAGCGCCUGAAUAUGGAAGUCGACCGACUUCACAACAAAAUGAUGCUCGUGUUUUCCGCGGUCCGACCUUUGGAAAAACGAGUUCUUAGUAUUAUGAAGAUGAAGGGAUCGGGAACUACUUCUAGUAGACUUGUUCUAUUUUCGAAGUCUAAACUAUAACUACUAUCACUAGUACUAGUAUUCGAAAACUCAAAAUAGAACCGAGUUACUGACUGAAAUAAGGGAGGUACUAGCUUGACAUCAAGGCUACUCUUCCUUCUCGUCAGUAUCUCGGUUACUCUGAUCAGUUACUUGCUUAUUUCAGUUAUUCGAAUAGACUUGUUCUAUUUAUUUCGAAGUCUACUAGUAGUGGACACGCCCCCCACAUAUUGAUGGUGGUCUUAGUUCUACUUCUCUCCACGUUCUCUUAGUUCCUCUCUCCACCUCUUCUAACUCCCUUGUCCGUCUCGGUGCGGAAGAAUUUGGACAGAAGGUGGACGAAUACGGCAUGCCUGUUAUGGAUAUGACCGUAGCAGAAAUGAAUGAUGCCGGCGGGGGAUAGCAUCCAUUAUAAAAUGUGGGGACGUAGUUGUAGUUUCUAUGUUUUCGUUGUAUAGCUAUAGCCGUAGUUCUUGGUUCAGGUGAUGUUUGGUUUAAGUUUCUCUUUUGUUUUCUUACACGCUUGCCAGUCCUUUGUCAAGGAGUUGUUAGAUUAUCGUUGCUAGUAUCUUUUUUGUGCUCACAGAAAAAAGUUUCAGUCUUUGGUAUGAUUUCUUAGAUAACCUGAUCACGAUUACGCACCGCGCGAUGAUUUCUUAUGUAUCAAAUGUUUUAUUUCCGAUUCCGACACACUGAGAUUUGAUUGAUGGGCAAUGUGCACAAUGAGAGAUGAUCGCUCGAUGUGAGGCCGUCAUGUAGAAAAUGAUGAGAAAGAGCACGCUGUUGUAAGCAAUUUUCACUCUCAACAGAGUCCCUCUUUCUAUCUG
This is a messenger RNA of Amoebophrya sp. A25, 7183 nucleotides long. NCBI's taxonomy places the organism in Eukaryota, Dinophyceae, Syndiniales, Amoebophryaceae. The record is from the annotation of a GenBank genome assembly.